GGCCAAACGGGAGUCAGUCAGGAGGGAGACGUCACUGGGUGAGGUUGUCGCCGCUGCUCCGCCGCGACCCGCCCACACGCUACAGCUGUUGACGUGUUGCUGCGCACAGACCGCCGCGCCGCGCAGACACUCACUCACCGAAGCGUGUGCCGGCUACUCCGACUCCGGCGUGGGCUGCAGCGACUUGAACACGUGUCCCAGUGGCUCUAGUGCGUGUCCCAGUGACUCGAGCGCGUGGUUUAAAUGACUUUGGCGUGGUUUCAAUGACCCUGGCGUGUGUUUCAGUGACUCUGGGUGACCUCUGACUCAAGCGUGUGUUUAAGAGACUCUAGCGUGUGGUGAAGUGACCCUAGGACGUGUCAAUGACUCUAGCGUGUGUUUCAGUGACUCUGGGUGACCUCUGACUCAAGCGUGUGUUUAAGUGACUCUAGCGUGUGUGUCAGUGACUCUGGGUGACUUUUGACUCUAGCGUGUGGUUAAAUGACUCUAGCGUGUGUUUCACCGUCUCAGGCUCAAUACCGCUGGUCGCCAUGACGCAGCCCUGAGCCACAGACCCUUGUAGAGCUGGCGGAAGAGCCGGACAGAGCCACGGACUAGUGUACAUGACGAGUUCAAGAGCCAUAGGACUGUGUGUUAGCCUUAUAGAGCCACACAGAGCCACGUAGAGCCAAGUAAAGCCACACAGAGCCGCGUAGAGCCAAGCAAAGCCAUAUUGAGCCAAAUUGAACUACAAAGAGCCACAUAGAGCCAUACAGAGCCAAGCAAAGUCACACAGAGCCAAGUUGAGGCACUCUGAGUCAUAUAGAGAUAGAAAGAGUUACACUGAGCUAAAGAGAGCCAGAGAGAGCUACUGAAGAGCCAAACAACAACAGAGAGCAACUUUAGAGCCAUGUAGAGCAACUUAAGAGCCAAAUAGAGCAAGAGCGAGAAACUUAAGAGCCAAAUAGAGCAAGGGAGAGCAAGGUCAGAGCCAAUUAGAGCAAGAGAGAGCAAGUUCAGAGCCAAAUAGAGCAAGUUCAGAGCCAAAUAGAGCAAGAAAGAGCAAGUUCAGAGCCAAUUAGAGCCAGACAGAGCAACUCAAGAGCCAAGUAGAGCAAGAGUGUGGUGAAAGUUCAGAGCCAAAUAGAGCAACUUAAGCGUCAAAUAGAGCAAAGAGAGAGCAACUCAAGAGCCAAAUAGAGCCAGAUAAAUCAACUUUAGAGCCAAAUAGAGCAACGUAAGAGCCACAUAGAGCCAGAAAGAGCAACUCAAGAGCCAAGUAGAGCCAGAUAAAUUAACUUUAGAGCCACAUAGAGCAACUUAAGAGCCGAACAGGGCUAGAUAAAUCAACUUUAGAGCCAGACAGAGCAACUUAGAGCCACAUAGAGCAACUUAAGAGCCGAAUAGGGCUAGAUAAAUCAACUUUAGAGCCAGACAGAGCAACUUAGAGCCACAUAGAGCAACUUAAGAGCCAUAUAGAGCCAGAGAAAUCAACUUUAGAGCCAGACAGAACAACUUUAGUCACAUAGAACAACUUAAGAUCCACACAGAGCCAGAGAAAUCAACUUUAGAGCCAGACAGAGCAACUUUAGAGCCACACAGAGCAACUUAGAGCCACACAGAGCAACUUAAGAGCCACAUAGAGCCAGAGAAAUCAACUUUAGAGCCACAUAGAGCAACCUAAGAGCCACAUAGAGCUACGGAGAGCCAGUCCAAUCGCAGACCAGCCUCAGACCCUUCCCUACCUGUGCCUCUCAAGACCAUUCCCACGUAGACCAAAAUAACUGGAAAUAACAAACAUACGAACACAAGAGACCAUGGGACGAUGAGACCACUUCCCCAACCCAGACCAGCCUCAGACCACGUCCAGACCAACUGUUGAGACCAUCACAAGUGCCGUCAGGGUCUUCUACAAGCAUAAAGAAAAGGGCAAAACGAGAGUCAAGACCUAUUUAAGACCAGGUCUCAUACUAAAGCGGCCUCAGACCACUCCCAGACCAGCUGUUGAGACCAUUACAAGUGCCUUCAGGGUCUUGUGGAGGUCUAAAGAAAAGGAAGGAAGUGUGGAAAGCAGGAAAAACAGAUCAUAAAGAGGCAAGACCAGAGUAAGACCAAGGCCCUCCCUCAGACCAAUCUUACGAGUGUCUUCAGAAAGUUCCCAAAGCCAACAGAAAGGGAAAGGAAGGAAAGGAAAGAAGGAAGAAAAGGAAGAAAGGAAAAGAAGGAAGGAAGGAAGAAAAGAAGGAAGGAACGAACAAAGGAAGAAAGGAAGGAAGGAGGAAGAAAGGAAGGUCUAACUUGGACUGACAUGAACCUGAGAUAGACCUUACAAUAAACAAUCACACACCAGCCUUAGUCCAGCCUUAGACCAAAUCAGCCCCACUAAAGCCUUAGACCCAAGUGCCUGAAGCCUUACAGAAGCCCAGCCAAGCACAAUCAAGCCCUAAAGUCCAGUACUUGAAGAUUAAGCCCACAGAAGAAGCCUUAGACCAGCCUUAGACCAAAUCAGCCUCACCUAAGCCUUAGAUCAAGUACAAAAGCCUUAAGGAAGCAAACUGAAGCCCAUUGAAGCCUCGAACCAGGGACUUUGAAGCUUUAGACCGCAAGAAAAGACUCAGACCAAACUCAGACACCAGACCAUUUUCACUGAAGCAUAAGAGCUGAGUUUCUGAAGCCUUAAGAAGCCCAUUGAAGAUUUAAAUAAGAGAAUUCGAAGCCUUAUACCACAAAAAAGACCCAGACCAAACUCAGACCAAGACCUUUCUUACUGAAGCCUAAACGAGACCCACUCAAGCCCACUCAAGCCUUAAGAAACGUCCCCAAAGCCCACUGAAGCCUUAAAUAAGAGACCUGAAAGCCUUAGACCAUAAAAAAAGAGCUUCAGACCAAGACCAUUCCCGUACCAGCUUCACUAAAGUCCACGAAGCUCUGAAUCAAGCGUAGGGAAGCUCAUUGCCGCCUCGAAUUUGAAGCCUCAGACCCCAAGACCGCAAGAUCACCAGCCAGACCAACUUCCCCGAGGGUCUGAUUUUGGGUCUCAAGAUGCUGCUGAUGAUGCUGAUGAUCCUCUUGGGCUGUCUAGUUUCUUUCUCCACGGCACAAGUGAAUGAUUUUGGCCACGUGUUAGGCGCGGGCCCGAGCGGGGGGUCGCCGUGGAGCACCGGGGACAACGACUAUUACUACGACAGCCUCAACCCCGCCCACUCCCUGCCCGUCAUCACCACGCGGUCCCAGCACCUCCUCGCCAACCAGGGAGAGGACGUGCUGCUGCCAUGCACCGUCAAGAACCUCGGAGAGUACAGCUUGGUCUGGAGGCGAGGGGGGCAAAUCCUGUGGCUGCUGCAGGAGAAACCCGAAGGAGCGUUGGAACAGGCUGUGACCAGGGACGACCGCUUCAGCCUCAACGGGACGAACCUCACCCUGCAGGACGCCGGGGCAGGAGACGGGGGAAUCUACACGUGCGAGCUGUCCACGCAGCCGCUGAUCACCGUCAACCACACCCUGAGCAUGCGAGUGCCGCCCACCGUGUACCCGGGCAAGAACCGCACCAUGGUGACCGUCAAGAUGGGUAGCUCCGUCAAUCUCGCCUGCCACGCCCAAGGAAGCCCCGAGCCGACCGUGACCUGGAGCGUGAAGGGCCGUAACCUCACGCGGCGCACUUCAGGCAACGAGCUCCUGGUGACGAAGGCGCAGCCGGAGGACAACGGGGUCUACACGUGCACGGCUACCAACGGCGCCGCCACCAACGCCUCCACCACCAUCACCCUGCAAGUCAUGUACCCUCCCAAGGUGCAGGUCGAGAAUGAGGAGGUCUUUACAGGCGUGACCUACCCCGCGACCUUGGCCUGCUUCGUGGAGGCUGAACCGAGAGCGCGGGUCAGCUGGUAUCGAACUGGGGACAUACCCGUUGAUCCCAUGCGCCUAGCGAAGAGCGUGACAGCCAACGGGAUGUACACGCUUCACUUCAAUGUGGUAACACUGGAAGACUUCGGCGUGUACACCUGCAACGCUACCAACUACAUGGGCAACGCCUCCGCCGUGCUCAGCCUCACGGGGCGACCCAGGCCCGUCAGGUACUUCAGCCCCCCGCACGGCGACGACAACACGACCUACACCCUGAUCUGGGACGUGGAGAGCUACGCGCCGGUGCUGGCCUACUCCAUCAACUACGGGAACGCGAGCGACCCCGUGGAUCAGUGGGUCAACUUCACCGUCCCCGGCACCUCCUCCUCCUCCACGCUGCACUCCAGCAGCCACACCUUCGAGAACCUGCAGCCCGCCGCCGCCUACCACGUCCAGGUGACCGCCACGAAUGAGUUUGGCGAGAGCGACGUGAACGAGACCUUUAGAUUCUCCACGCUGACCCCAGGGUUGCCGCGGAAGGGGGUGCAGCUCCCCCCGCCACGCCCCAGCCCACCCCCAAGCCUCCUACCCCCAGCCGUGGUUUCAGAGACAGAUGAAGAGGUUGAGGUCGCCCCCCCGGAGGCCACCCCUACCCUGUGCAUCGAUCCUACCCCCGGGGAAGGGCCGGCCCCCCAGCAGGAGCUCUCUUCCUCCUCCCCAGUGGUCAUCAGUGACGGGGGGGCGGCAGCAGAGUCCUCAGCAUCGGCACAGGACUCCUCGGGGGCGCCUCCUACGCUGACGCCCUUUGAACGCAGGACCCAGAUGGGGGCGUUCCUUACAGCGAUCAUCCUGUCCUGUUUUUUCUGAUAAUCUGCUAUGAGGCUGUGAGCAGAAUCGUGUUCAUCCCCGGCCUGGAGAUGUACCUUGCGAGAGACGUGGGCGACGCGGACUACCAGUGAGGGGCGGAGGGGACCAUCCUACACACAGGACCACUAGCCCCCCACCGUGCCAGAGGGCCUCGUGCUUGGGACCUCCUACACCAGGGGCGAGACCCAUGGCGCGGCGGGCCUGUGUCUGGGAGCAUGUUACACCAGGCACGAGACCUGAGCUACUGCCGGGUCCUGUGCCUGGCUUAUGUACGGUCUGCAGGCAAUAGAUGAAGGAAGGGAAGCUGAAAGAGAUUGAUAUGCUGUUUUGUGACUUAGAAGGAUGAGAAGAGAGAAUAUAGGAAUUUAACAACAAGUAUGUCAGUUUAUCUGCUUUUCUGUCCACACUCAGGCAUUAGAAGAAGGAAGGGAAGUUGAAAGAGGUUGACAAGAUGCUGUUUUGGGUUUGUUUUGUGACUUAGAAGGAUGUGAAGAAAGAAUAUAGGAGUUUAACAGCAAGUAUGUCAGUAAAUCUGCUUUUCUGUCCACACUCAGGCAAUGGAAGAAGGAAGGGAAGUUGAAAGAGGUUGACAAGAUGCUGUAUUGAGUUUGUUUUGUGUCAUAGAAGGAUGGAAAGACAGGAUAAGAAGUGAAGUCUGUGGAAUUUGGGUUCGAUAGUUAAUUACCAAAACAAAACAAAAAACAACAACUGCUACAAAAAAAAAGAAAAACGACGCUAACUUGAGGGUGUUGCCAGGUGUAUGUACCAGUCAGGUGUUAUCCAGUCUUUUAAUUAAUCAUGGAUAUUAAAUAGUUAAUUAGUAAGAUAGAUGGUUAGAUAGUGAGAUAGAUAGUAAGAUACUUAGUAGAUAGUUAGUUAGAGUGGUUUAGAUAGUUGGAUAGUUAGAAAAAAAGUAGUUGGUAAAGUAAUUCAUAACACCAUCGACAUACAAGCUGUUUCAUCUAUUGUCGUAAAUAAUGUAAUGCGAGAAAUAGCAUUGGAAGGUAAAAUUAAGGUUUCCGAAUGUAUAAAUUGGUCACAAAACGUAUUAUUAUUAUCAUUAUUAUUAUUAUUAUUAUUAUUAUUAUUAUUAUUGUUAUUAUUAUUAUUAUUAUUAUAUUGAAGGAUUCUCAGAAGUUAUCCUUGCAUGCCACUGUACAGAGCUCUCCCUCCCGUCACCUCCCUCCUCCUCCUCCUCCUCCUCCUCCUCCUCCUCCUCCUCCUCCACCUCCUCCUCCUCCUCCUCCUCCUCCUCCACCUCCUCCUCCUCCUCCUCCUCAGGUCGAGAAUAUGAUGAUGACUCUCUCACAACUCACAUAGCAGGUGAUGACUACUACUACUACUACUACUACUAUUACAACUAUUAUUACUAUUACUUUUGCUCCUCAUCUUCUUCCACUUACUACUACUACUACUACUACUACUACUACCACUUUUGCUCCUCAUCUUCUUCCAUCUACCGUACUACUACUACUACUACUACUACUACUACUACUACUACUACUACUACUAUUCGAUUCCCUUUCCAUACAAUGUUGUGAAUAUUUUUUCCCUUCCACAAGUUAUACAUUUCCUUAUAUAGAUAAAAACUCUUGACAAUAAAGGAUGUAAUAUAGUCGUGGUAAGGCUCUUUGUUAUCCUUUCACUUAUACUUUCUCUCUCUCUCUCUCUCUCUCUCUCUCUCUCUCUCUCUCUCUCUCUCUCUCUCUCUCUCUCUCUCUAUCUAUCUAUCUAUCUAUCUAUCUAUCUAUCUAUCUAUCUAUCUCAGUAACUACUCAGUGUCUUCUUUCAUUUCCGAUUCAAUUCCUAUUAUUUUACAUUUUUAUUUUAUUUUUCAGACUCUAGUUGUAUAUUUUUUGGUCUUGUAUAAGUGUUGAUCUUGACGAAUAAAGAUUGUAUUGUAAGUCCAUUCAAA
Messenger RNA from Eriocheir sinensis (Chinese mitten crab), 6604 nucleotides. RefSeq names its product protein amalgam-like. The coding region runs from base 3022 to 4689 and encodes 555 amino acids. The transcript is spliced from 14 exons. Lineage: Eukaryota; Metazoa; Arthropoda; Malacostraca; Decapoda; Varunidae. The record is from RefSeq and is a predicted model, not a curated record. Gene Ontology annotation, cellular component: neuron projection. Gene Ontology annotation, molecular function: protein binding.